AAAAUACUAUAGUGACAGUUUUUAAAGCACGGAAUCACUUUACGCUUCACAUUUUUCACCAUGGCUGAUUUGAAAAUUUUAGUAGUGUUCUUUGUAGCGUUAUUUCUGAAGAAUGGCGCCCUAUCGUGUUCAUUACAUAGUCACACGUCCACUUCGACUUCCUCUUCCGUUUCUGAUUCAACUACGCACACGUCGGUUUCAUGUGGAUCAACAUCUGGACAGUGCAGUUCUAAUGGGUUAAAUCAAAUUGCAAGUACUUCGCUUGAUUCAACUUCAUUUCCACAAUAUAAUUCUGUUCCAGUUACGUCUAUAUCUGACCCAGGUCUACCCGCAACACCUCUUUCAAGUAGCUCUUUUAACUACGACGAACUUUCAAAUAAUUAUUUACCAAAUUACUUGUCAUUCCCUCCAAUACCCAUUGCUACACCAAUAUCUCUUCCAUUUCCUUCAACGAAUUCGUUUGAUAGUUCUCAGCCUUUUCCAUCUAUUGACAGUCCAGCACAUCUGAAACCAUUAGUUUUACUUUUUAUGCCUAAUUCAGGAUCUUCCAAGCAAUGGUCCACAGACCGUUUAAUUCCUUAUCCACUAUCUAAUCUACAACAAAUUACUAUUCCAACCACAAUUAAUGUACCAGGCAUAAAACCUACAUUCGUACCGGAAGAAGUAUUGAGCCCCGUACCAGAAACAACGACCACGUUUGCACCAGUAUCAAAUAAUAUUCCUAUAUCAGCUCCUGUUAUUACAAUUACCAAUUCAACUGACAUAUCUACGUCUAGUUCCAAUAUAGUACCAACUUCCGGUUCUUUAUUACAAUCCGUCACUGAACCAGCCCUAAAUCCCGAAUCAGAUUCAAUAAAUACACCAGUGCCUCUUGUAUAAACUCCAUAAUAUGUAUGUCCGUCCAGUGUUUUGAUAAUAUCUAGUAGGUAAAUAUAAAUUUGAACUAUAUCUCUUAAUAAAUUUGCUAAAAAUUUAUUAAGUACCUGUAAUUACACUAUAAAAAAAUAUAUAUGUAUAGUAUAGAUAACAUAACUAAAUGGUGUUGUGCAUAUUAUUUAUUUCCUAAGUAUUUUAUAUAAAAUGACAAUGUAAAAUCAUAAAUUUGAUUAAAUUUUCUUAAAUCUUAAGUUCGUGAUAAAAAU
Messenger RNA from Sipha flava (yellow sugarcane aphid), 1142 nucleotides. Its product is annotated as mucin-5AC-like. The record is from RefSeq and is a predicted model, not a curated record. Lineage: Eukaryota; Metazoa; Arthropoda; Insecta; Hemiptera; Aphididae. The transcript is spliced from 2 exons. Bases 61 to 879 code for a protein of 272 amino acids.